AUGAGCGCUGUUUGUUGCUGCCGCUUUCCCGUGUCCAUUAAAUUACAUUUAGUACCCGGCUGCGCCUUCAUCUUGGCCACCCUUUCCCAAUCGCACCUACCCACCCACUUACCUGCCUUGCCUGCCUUACACACGUCGCUUGAAAAAGCACCUACCAAAUCAAACCCAACAAGACGGGAUACACGCUCACGGACUCACGGGCUCGCACACGCUGUUUAUCUCGACCUUGCACACACUACAUAGUACAGCAAGAGGGGCCUGUUACGAGGAAGAGCCCUCAUCCUGGACCUUUUUUUUUUUCCUUGGUUUUUUUUUAGCCCCCCCCCCUUCCCUUUUCCUGUCUCCUUCAUCUUCCCAACGAAAAGAUCGGCAGAAGUCGUUGCUCGGAACCUUGGACGCCGUCUCCUUUCUGCCUUCACGUUCACUUUCACACACAAUUUCUCUUCCUUACACCUUCCCUCAUUCGCCUCACUUGAGCAAAUUGCUGGUCCAUCAUGUCUGCUCAGGCUGCCGAUACGGCCGUCCCGGCACCUGCUCCUGCUGCCGCACCUGCACCAGCACCAGCUGUCGUUGCUGAGUCUGAGGCUGCCGCCGCUACGCCUGCUGCGGACCCGACUUCGGCACCCGCUGCUCCCGCCGCCGCUGAUGCUGCCGCCCCUGAGGUCGCCGCCGCCGCCCAGCAGCCGCAGGCCGAGCAGACUGAUCUCGCCGACCAAAAGACGGAGGCCAAUCCCGGGGUUAAACCUGCUACCGAGAAACCCGUCGAAAAGACGCAGACUCCUCUCACUUCUCUUUUCGAGAAGCUGCCUGGCAUCCUGGGCGAGGCUAAGCAUAACGAGAUGUGGGGUGUCCAGCUCUCCGAUAGCACUCAUGUCCCUACCACCGUCGUUCUGCAGAAGUUUCUUCGCGCCAACGACAACGAUGUCUCCAAGGCUGCGGAUCAACUCCAGAAGGCUCUGGUCUGGCGCCGCGACACUAACCCCGGCAAGUUGCUCGAUGACGUCUCCUUCGAUAAGAAGAAGUUUGACGAGCUCGGCUAUGUUACCACCCACAAAGAUGCUCAAGGCAAGGAGAUGAUCAUCACCUGGAACAUCUACGGAGCUGUCAAGGACAAGAAGGCCACCUUUGGCAACGUCGACGAGUUCAUCAAGUGGCGCGCAGCCCUCAUGGAGCUCAGUGUUCGCAAACUGGGCCUGGACAGGGUCCAAACCCCCAUUCCUGAUGGCGGUGAGGACCCUUAUCAAAUGAUUCAGGUCCACGACUACCUCAACGUUAGCUUCCUGCGCAUGGACCCUGCUGUCAAGGCCGCUUCCUCGGAGACGAUCAGAAUCUUCGCCAUGGCCUACCCGGAGCUCCUCGUCCACAAAUACUUUGUCAACAUCCCCGCUCUAAUGGGCUGGGUCUUCAAGGCCAUGAAGGUCUUCCUUGCCCCCAAGACUGUCGCCAAAUUCCACCCUCUCGGUUAUGGCAAUGAGCUUGCCGCAGAGCUCCCUGCCUACAAGGACUCACUCCCCAAGGACUACGGCGGAAACGGCGAGAGCGUCAAGAUUACCGGCCAAACCGUUAAGAUAGCGGAUGCUGCACCCGCGGCCCCUGUCGAGCAGCCUGCCACUGAUGCCACCCCCGCCAAUGCGUCCGCUCCGGCCACUGAGGCUGCUGACCCCGCAGUUGCUGAGACCAAGGUUGCCGAGCCUGUCGUCGCUCCUCAGCCAGAGAAGACGGCGGAGGUUGCCCCUACCGCGGCCGCUUUGCCCGAGAAGACAGAGGUGCCAAGUGUCGCCGAUCUGAGCAUCAACGACAAGGUCGAGGCCAAAGAGGAGCCCAAAACCGCUACUGCCUAAGCGGCAGCCUCGGCUUGCCGUGGCUUUAUCACUUUAGACAGCCUUGAGUUCGUCACCGCCGCCCUCUGGGUGGGUUUGUUUUGGGGCAGGAUAUGGAGGAUUUGGCUUCAAUUUUCGUUCCCCCCCUUUGUUUUUCAUGCCAUAAUACCCGUCUUGUGUGUGUGUGUGUGUGUGUGUGUGUGGCGUUGUAAUCCGAAAGUCUCUUUUUUCGAUUUGGAACAGACAGAGAAGAGACGAGAGAAUGGGUGAAAAGGACUAUACAGAGAAAUGAAAAUGGUGGUAGGAAGCAAUCAUACUCAAAACCUAUUACAUUCGCUAAUGUUGUGGUCGCCGUUGUUCAUCUGAUGUUUCUUACAAGCUGCCAAUAAUGCUUAGUUACAUUUUCCA
Molecule: messenger RNA, 2228 nt
Organism: Colletotrichum navitas
Lineage: Eukaryota; Fungi; Ascomycota; Sordariomycetes; Glomerellales; Glomerellaceae
Product: CRAL-TRIO domain-containing protein
Exons: 2
Coding region: 495-1841 (448 amino acids)
Biological process (GO): regulation of exocytosis; Golgi to plasma membrane protein transport
Cellular component (GO): cortical endoplasmic reticulum; plasma membrane; cytosol
Molecular function (GO): phosphatidylinositol transfer activity
Source: RefSeq, a predicted model, not a curated record